UUGUCCACUAUUAAUGAUGUUACUUCUAGUUAUACUAGCCUUGGUUCCAUUGCUCCAACUCAGCCCUCCUUAGUUCAAGAUCUUCAAUCUACCACUGACACCAGCAUCAGUCCUCAUCAACAUAUCACAAUAGCUCAACCAGGUCACUUGAACCAGAAAGGUUCUAGUCUUCUCUCGGGCUCUUGUGAGAUUCUUUCCACUGAGCCAGGCCGGCGACUAGAAGGAGAUCCCAGCUCAAUGGAGGUUUUGGAUCUUGUAAAAAAUGCCCAACCUAAUAGUAGCACCUCGAUGGCUUCAGUUUCUGUGUUCCGUGACACUACUUUUGAGCACGGUCGCCAUAUUUACGAUAUGAACUGCACUCUAUGUAGCAGGCGGGGCGAGAAAAAUGAAAAGACGCCCAGUGUUCAAGCGAAUAAGGCAAGUGUUAGUAAGGAUUCCUCCCUAGAGCGAUAUAUUUGCCAAGCCGAGACAACAUCGGGACUCCCGAAAAUUUCAUCUAUCUUCUCCUCUCAAAUGGUACUUGAGUCUACAAAAUUAUCUGUCUCAGAUAGCUCAUCUGAAACCCAAAUUUUGAAAACGUGCUCACCCUAUAUGAGAGAUGACAGGACUCUACAAUUGGUUAGUUAA
This is a messenger RNA of Protopolystoma xenopodis, 627 nucleotides long. Lineage: Eukaryota; Metazoa; Platyhelminthes; Monogenea; Polystomatidea; Polystomatidae. The record is from the annotation of a GenBank genome assembly.